GAAGGUUCCCAUCGCAUGGCUUCCUAAUUCAAAACCUCGCACAAGACACAAAAAGCGAGCCACAGCCACCUCCCUCCUUCACUUCUCCGUCCCCCACCAACACCCACAGAGACUGAUAGCAAGAAGACGGAUGGCCGGAAAAUCAAGCGCUACGCCGACGACAUAUUCGCCGUCGCUGAGCGGUCAGAAGAAGAAGAGGCCUUCUUUUCUGACGGACUCCGAUUGGGUCCGACCCGAUGGCCGCGGCCCUCACCAGUGCCGCCCGGCAUUUCUAAGGACUGGGGCAGUGAAUUCUGCUUCAGGGUCUGCUUAUGCAGAAUUUGGGAACACAAAGGUCAUUGUAUCUGUAUUUGGCCCCAGGGAAAGUAAAAAAGCAAUGAUGUAUAGUGACACAGGGCGUUUGAAUUGUAAUGUCAGUUAUACAACUUUUGCUACUCCAAUUCGUGGUCAGGCUCCAGAAACCAAGGACCUUUCCUCAAUGCUUCACAAAGCUCUGGAGGGUGCCAUUAUACUGAAAUCUUUUCCAAAGACAACUGUUGAUGUGUUUGCUUUGGUAUUGGAAUCUGGAGGAAGUGAUCUCCCUGUAAUUACAACAUGUGCCAGUCUUGCUUUAGCAGAUGCAGGAAUAAUGUUAUAUGACAUGGUUGCCUCUGUUUCAGUGUCAUGUAUUGGGAAGAAUCUUCUCAUUGACCCUGUAUCAGAAGAAGAAAGCUAUCAAGACGGAAGUCUAAUGAUUACUUGCAUGCCAUCACGUAAUGAGGUGACACAGAUGACUGUCACGGGAGAGUGGUCGACACCAAAGAUACAUGAGGCAAUGCAGUUAUGCCUCGAUGCUUGUUCUAAGCUUGGGAAGAUCAUGAGAUCAUGUCUGAAAGAAGCUGCUUCUGGUCCACAGGAUUAGAGUACGUUCUCCCAUAGUAUAGAUCAUAAAAUUAAUUAGCUCCACACUGGACAUAACAAUUUGUGAAAAUUUCAUGUUUUAACAUCAUUGCUGCUCCUUAAUUUUGCUAGCUUUUUCUAUAAACAAUCCAAGGUUUUAGCUUUGAUUAUGAUGUUUCACAUGACAUGCUACUUGCUCAAAGCCAGUGAAUUUCUAACUUGGUGAUGUACUUUUCCUUGAGGUGGAAAUUGGAUUUAUGCUUUGUAAAACUCUGACCCAGAGCUAGGUUAUACGGGCCCACGAGGCUUCAGCAGUC
Sesamum indicum (sesame) is the source of this 1196-nucleotide messenger RNA. It is a transcript of the gene RRP41L, whose product is annotated as 3'-5'-exoribonuclease family protein. Gene Ontology annotation, cellular component: nuclear exosome (RNase complex); nucleolus; cytoplasmic exosome (RNase complex). Gene Ontology annotation, molecular function: RNA binding. The record is from RefSeq and is a predicted model, not a curated record. Gene Ontology annotation, biological process: rRNA catabolic process; U4 snRNA 3'-end processing; poly(A)-dependent snoRNA 3'-end processing. Lineage: Eukaryota; Viridiplantae; Streptophyta; Magnoliopsida; Lamiales; Pedaliaceae.